AUGAAGAACAACGACACGUCGCCACCAAAAAAUACGGGCGAGCCGAAACCUCAAAUCGAACUUCCAAAAGGAAAACCAUUGGAGGAGAAAGAGGCCGUUGAGCAGUGGCUUGCUAAUUCAUUUCCGCCUACUCCUGGACAAGAUGAGGAAUUUGAAGAAUUA
Molecule: messenger RNA, 162 nt
Organism: Rodentolepis nana
Lineage: Eukaryota; Metazoa; Platyhelminthes; Cestoda; Cyclophyllidea; Hymenolepididae
Source: the annotation of a GenBank genome assembly